Molecule: messenger RNA, 1890 nt
Organism: Leguminivora glycinivorella
Lineage: Eukaryota; Metazoa; Arthropoda; Insecta; Lepidoptera; Tortricidae
Exons: 3
Coding region: 1-1428 (475 amino acids)
Source: RefSeq, a predicted model, not a curated record
AUGGAUAAAACUUCAAAAAAUAAUUUAAUAAAAACAAACAAAAACACAACGACCUCCUUAGAUGAGACGGCACAAGCUGAAGCACUAAGGAGGGCGAAACCAAUUAAGAGCGGAACGGCCAAAGAGGAGCCAUCGAAGCCGGAGCGGCCACUGAAAGCUGGGGUACCUUCGGGAAUCCCGGCCCAGGUGGCUGACCCGGAGACGAAGGAACCUCCGAAAGCUGGACCCUCUUCUAGCAAACCACCGACGGCGGAGAGCGGGACACUCGCUGAACCCUCGAAGCAGGUCAUAGAUCCCGGCUGGGAGAUCAGGUGCAAACCAAGAGGGAAGCCUGCCCAGACCGAACAUGAACCACCGCGAAAUAAACUUUCGCAGAGGCAGAGGCAGCGGCUCCGAAAGCGAAGAGAAGCAGCCAGCCGCACCUCUGAAACCAAGCAGCAGGAUGAAGACUCGACUGUUGCUAAACAAACCCAGGCGAAGAAACCAGAGGGGAAAGCCAAGAGGGCACGCCUGGAUGAAACCAUAUCUCCCAGAGGCGACCACAAAAAACAGCGCAUGGAUGCCUCUUCGGGAACAGCUAACCAACCCUCCUCCUAUGCAGCGGCAGCAGCGGCGGACCUGACGGUGGCGAUCACAAACGAUCGCACGGGCAGACUGUCGCAGCAAGACGCAGUAGAGGUGGAGAAGAAGAUCGGAGAUGCAAUCUUCCAGGCUGCCAUCGAGACCGAUCUGGAUACCGUAGCGGAGGCCCCAGCGUUCUCAGGUAAACCAAGUUUUGUGGAUGGGUACCUGAAGCUGUGGUGCCAAGACGCAAACACCAAGGCGUGGCUGACGAAGUGGCUGGAGUCGGCUACCCUCCAAAACGGAGACCGUCUCGUUGGAAAGAGGGAGGACGAGAUGGUCAGAAACACAAGGUGCGGCAUCCUGAUCCCGGCACUGGAGGAGAACCUCACGAAGAUCGGCAGAGUCCUGAACUUCCAGAACCCAUGGGCGCUUGUGAGGAAGUGGACUCUCCAUCAGGCGAUCCCACUAAAGAAGAGGGCCUGCACACUGCUCCUGGUGGGAAUACCUGAAGACGUGGUUCCAGUGGUGCUGGAAAAGGGAAGGAGACUGAACUACCUGUGUGGGACAGUCUACAUCCGUUUCCAGCACAGCGGAGGACGUUUCAGAGAUUCUCCACCGGAGAAAACCACCGCACACGAGGAGGAAAAGGCCAGAGGGGAGGACAACCAACUGGACAGUACAGCAACAGCCAACACCCCCUCUGCCAUGGAGACCGACAGUGCGGAACACCAAACCGUCGACAUCGAGGAAAGCGUCCUGCUGGAAUCGGAAGACGAAGACGGCCUACCGAAGGGGAUCAGUCUCCUGGACCUAAAAGGAAGGGCAGCGGAAGAGUCAUCCUCAAGUGCUGCCUUCCCCAUGUAAGGUCCUCCAGGUUAACCUCCAGCACAGCGAAUCUGCAACGGCUCAACUUCGAAGAUGGCUGGAGGUUAACCCUACAUCAAUAGCACUGAUCCAAGAGCCGUGGAUCAGAAACACACGAAUAAACGGCCUUGGCAACGCCGGAGAGACGUGUGCGCCAUAAAACUCCUCAGAACACAAAACUCAACCCUACCAGAGAUAGUCCUGGCGUCCACCUACAUGGCGGCGGAGGACGAACCACCUCCUGUGGAGAUGAACAACCUCAUACGCUACUGCGAACAUGAAGGGCUGGAGCUAGUCAUUUCUGCAGACUGCAACGGCCAUCACAACCUAUGGGGAAUGGAAACUAACAACAAAAGAGGCACAGGUCUGGCUGCUCAACAUGUAUCCAACUGGCACGUGUCGGACGAGGCAUCCUGCUCCGAUCACAGAUGGAUUCGGUAUGACCUGACAGCCGACAAACAC